CGAGGAAUUGAGACGCCUCCUAUUCCGCGCACACAUUGCCACUCUUCUAGACGCGCUGCCGAACUCGUUCACCAGAUCGAAAGGCGAUCCAGCGUGCACACCGCGUGAAAUCGACAAAGGCGUACAAGAGUCAAAAGAAGCGCCUCGAGCGCUACGACCGCAGCGAUGAUGGAUGGUCCACUAGCAAAGGCUGUCGUGGAGAAGAAACCUAUCCCAGAGAUCGACUUUACAUUGCAUAUCAUGGAGGACGGCUCUCAAGUGUCCACACAGGAGAGAGUAUGCAAAGAUGUUCAGGCUCCGGCAAUGCAAGUACCUACCGACGACCAGUUCUACGCCCCUGCCGACCUGUCGAAACCUAACCUACCAUUCCUCAAACAACACUUCUACCGUGAAGGAAGACUCACAGAAGAGCAAGCGUUAUGGAUCAUCAGCGAGGGAACGAAGAUUCUAAAGGCUGAACCCAACUUGUUGGAGAUGGAUGCUCCUAUUACUGUCUGCGGUGACGUUCACGGACAAUACUUCGAUCUCAUGAAACUCUUCGAGGUCGGCGGCGAUCCAGCUGAGACUCGCUACCUCUUUUUGGGAGAUUAUGUGGACCGAGGAUACUUUAGCAUUGAGUGUGUCCUAUACCUCUGGGCGCUCAAGAUCUGGUAUCCAAACACUUUAUGGCUACUGCGAGGCAACCACGAAUGUCGCCAUCUCACGGAUUACUUUACAUUCAAGCUGGAAUGCAAGCAUAAAUACUCGGAGAAGGUGUAUGAUGCGUGCAUGGAUUCUUUCUGUGCGUUGCCUUUGGCCGCCGUCAUGAACAAGCAGUUCUUAUGCAUACACGGUGGACUGAGUCCUGAAUUGCAUACUUUGGAAGACAUCAAAAGCAUUGAUCGUUUCCGCGAGCCUCCCACCCACGGUCUCAUGUGCGAUAUCCUCUGGGCCGACCCUCUGGAAGAGUUUGGGCAGGAAAAGACAGGAGAAUACUACGUGCACAACCACGUAAGAGGCUGCUCAUACUUCUUCUCAUACCCUGCCGCAUGCAACUUCUUGGAGAAGAACAACCUGCUUUCAAUAAUACGAGCCCAUGAAGCUCAAGAUGCCGGCUAUCGCAUGUACCGCAAAACACGAACAACUGGUUUCCCCAGCGUCAUGACCAUUUUCAGCGCGCCGAACUAUCUUGACGUCUAUAACAACAAAGCAGCUGUGCUCAAGUACGAAAACAACGUUAUGAACAUUCGACAAUUCAACUGCACCCCUCAUCCUUACUGGUUACCAAACUUCAUGGACGUCUUCACCUGGUCCCUACCUUUUGUUGGCGAGAAGAUCACCGACAUGCUCAUAGCAAUUCUCAACACCUGCUCGAAAGAAGAGUUGGAGGAAGAUACCCCAAGCUCCAGCAUUACAGCAGAGACACCACCUGCUGCGGAUGCUGAGUCAACCGAGGCCAAGCGUCGAGCCAUCAAAAACAAGAUUUUGGCCAUCGGCCGACUGUCUAGAGUGUUCCAGGUGCUGCGUGAAGAGUCGGAGCGUGUGACUGAAUUGAAGACACAAUCUGGAGGUCGACUCCCAGCGGGCACACUAAUGCUCGGCGCCGAAGGUAUCAAGCAAGCUAUCCACAAUUUUGAAGAUGCUCGUAAGGUCGAUCUUCAAAAUGAGCGCUUGCCACCCUCUCCCGAGGAGAUCGAGAAGCGAAGUGCCGAGGAUAGAAAGGCUGCUUUGGAAAGAGCCGCCACGGAAGCCGAUAAUGAUGCUCAACUACAAGGUGUGGCUAGGAGGAUCAGCUUGUAA
Messenger RNA from Exophiala viscosa, 1779 nucleotides. RefSeq names its product calcineurin. The coding region runs from base 166 to 1779 and encodes 537 amino acids. Gene Ontology annotation, biological process: calcineurin-mediated signaling; fungal-type cell wall organization. Gene Ontology annotation, cellular component: calcineurin complex; cytoplasm. Gene Ontology annotation, molecular function: calmodulin binding; calmodulin-dependent protein phosphatase activity. Lineage: Eukaryota; Fungi; Ascomycota; Eurotiomycetes; Chaetothyriales; Herpotrichiellaceae. The transcript is spliced from 4 exons. The record is from RefSeq and is a predicted model, not a curated record.